AUGGCUACUCACGUCCUCACCACCACCACUACCACUCCCAACCAAAUCUCCAUCUAUGGCCACCCUUCUCCCGUCAACUCCACCACCACCACCCCCUCCAACAACUCUCCCACCUCGCCCCGUCAACAGUAUCUCCCGCUCGCCUCUCGUCAACUGCGCCCUCCCAAGGCCCCGCUCUAUGUCCCGGCUGCCUUGCGCCCGACCGAGCGUCCCCAGAAGGCCUCGCCGCCCUCGCCGCCCCGCAGCAUCCAUGGCUCAUUCGACAGUCUCGACGAGCAGGACCCCAUCUCUCGUCGCUCCACCAUCGACAGUGCCUCCAGCGGCGUCACCAAACUCGCCGAGCACGAGUGGAUGAAAUAUGAACACCUCGGCGAGGUCACCGGUUCUCCCACGAGAGAUCACUGGAAGGCGGACUCGGCCUCCCCCAACUGCGACUCCCCCACCUGUCGCUCCUCCUUUGGCCUCUUCCUGCGCCGUCACCACUGCCGUCACUGCGGCCACGUCUUUUGCUCCUCGCACACCCCGCACAUGGUCCCCCUCGACCAGGACGCCCGCUUCCAUCCCAACGGCGUGCCCUCGCGCGCCUGCGACCUCUGCUGGCACGCCUACCAGCGCUGGGAAGAGGGUCGCACUGAGCGCCUGAACAAGAUCCAGCAGCUCAUCGACGCGCAGCACCAGCAGGAAGCCACCCCCGAACCCGACACCGCCCAGCCCUCGCCGGACGAGGAUGCCAAGAAAGCGCUGGCCGCCGUGCUGGGCCCCAGCACGGAAAUCGCCGCCAGCGUUCCCCGCGGCUGGAACUGGAGCACCUUCUAA
This is a messenger RNA of Aspergillus terreus NIH2624, 816 nucleotides long. RefSeq names its product FYVE zinc finger domain-containing protein. The coding region runs from base 1 to 816 and encodes 271 amino acids. NCBI's taxonomy places the organism in Eukaryota, Fungi, Ascomycota, Eurotiomycetes, Eurotiales, Aspergillaceae. The record is from RefSeq and is a predicted model, not a curated record. Gene Ontology annotation, molecular function: metal ion binding. The transcript is spliced from 2 exons.